AUGGGGGACUGCGUGCAGACGGGGGUUCCCAUCACAGGAGGUGCCGACGUCUGCGGGGAGGGUGGGAGAAGUUUUCCCUGUGGAUCAUCCCUGGCCACCCACCGGCAUGUCCACACUAUCAAGAAGCCCUACAAGUGUUCCGAGUGUGGGAAGAGCUUCGGGCGCAGUUCCCACCUCAUCUCCCACCAAUGUACCCACACCCACGAGCGACCCUAGUGUCCUGACUGCGGGAAGAGCUUCUACCAGAGGUUCAACCUCCUCAUCCACCAGCGGGUCCACACUGGAGAGAGACCUUAUGGGUGUCCUGAGUGUGGGAAGAGCUUCAGCUAUAGGUCCGUCCUCCUGAUCCACCAGAAGACCCACACCGGGGACGAGCCCUACGCCUGCACCGACUGUGAUAACUUCAGCCAGAGCUUGGACCUGACCAAACACCACCGGAUUCACACCGGGGAGAGACCCUACGGUUGCGCCGAGUGCGGGAAGACCUACAGCCUCCAUUCCCACCUCCUCUCCCAUCAGAAGACCCACAAGGGUGAGAAGCCCUACGCUUGCCCCGAGUGCAGGAAGAGCUUCAACGAUAGCUCCAACCUCAUCACCCACCAGCGGAUCCACACCGGAGAGAAGUCCUACAGAUGCCUCCAGUGCAGGAAGGAUUUUGGACGCCUCUUGCAUCUCCACCGGCACCAAAGGACCCACGCGGGGGAGAAGCCCUUCACCUGCUUGAGCUGUGGGAAGAGCUUUGGUGAGAGCUCAUCCCUCAUCCGUCACCAACGGGUCCAUCCAUGA
Fulmarus glacialis (Northern fulmar) is the source of this 786-nucleotide messenger RNA. RefSeq names its product zinc finger protein 572-like. NCBI's taxonomy places the organism in Eukaryota, Metazoa, Chordata, Aves, Procellariiformes, Procellariidae. The record is from RefSeq and is a predicted model, not a curated record.